This is a messenger RNA of Neltuma alba, 1430 nucleotides long. RefSeq names its product protein trichome birefringence-like 39. Gene Ontology annotation, cellular component: Golgi apparatus. The record is from RefSeq and is a predicted model, not a curated record. Gene Ontology annotation, molecular function: O-acetyltransferase activity. The transcript is spliced from 5 exons. Lineage: Eukaryota; Viridiplantae; Streptophyta; Magnoliopsida; Fabales; Fabaceae. The coding region runs from base 77 to 1201 and encodes 374 amino acids.
GAGCAGCUUGUUCACUUCUCAUCAAUUUCCUCCUCAAGGAAAGCUGAUUCCAGGGAGGGAUCAAACCCCCAAGAAAAUGGAUUCCUCCUCCUUCCAUUUCCGACCUCUGUUCCUGCUUGCUCUGUUUUUAGCUUUACUUUCCUGCUGCUGCCAAACAGAAGCACAGGAAUUGGAUUCCCUCAGGAUCAGGAACAGAACAGACAGAAAUCUGGCAGAUGAAGGAGAAGGAGCAAGAAGAAGAUGCAACUGGUUCAGAGGAAAAUGGGUGUACGACGCUUCUUAUCCUCUCUACGACCCCUCCUCUUGUCCCUUCAUAGAUCCACAGUUUAACUGUCAAAAGUACGGCCGUCCCGACACUCUGUACCAGAAAUUCAGGUGGCAGCCAUUUUCAUGUCCCCUGCCCAGAUUCAAUGCUACGAAUUUCCUGGAGAAAUACAGGGGGAAGAAGAUAAUGUUUGUCGGUGACUCACUGAGUUUGAACCAAUUCAACUCGCUGGCUUGUAUGAUUUACUCUUGGGUGCCGAACACUAGGACCACCUUCUCCAAGGGGAGCCCUCUUACAUCAGUGACCUUUGAGGAGUAUGGGCUACAGUUGAAUCUGUACCGGACGGCAUAUUUGGUGGAUCUUGAUCGUGAGAGUGUGGGACGAGUGCUGAAACUUGAUUCCAUCAAGAGCGGUGAUGCCUGGAGAGGAAUGGAUGUUCUGGUGUUCAACACCUGGCAUUGGUGGACCCACACUGAAACAUCUCAGCCGUGGGAAUACAUGGAGGCAGAUAAGAAACUGUACAAGGACAUGAACAGGUUCAUUGCCUACUACAAAGGGCUCACCACCUGGGCUAGGUGGGUCAACCUCAAUGUUGAUCCUGCCAAGACCAAAGUCUUCUUCUUAGGCAUUUCUCCUGUACAUUAUGAGGGAAGAGAUUGGAAUGAACCAGCAAGGUCAUGCAUGAGGGAGACAGAGCCAUACUUUGGUCUGAAGUACCCAGCAGGGACACCAAUGGCAUGGGUGGUGGUGAACAAAGUGUUGAGCAGGAUGAAGAAGCCGGUAUACUUUCUGGAUGUGACCACACUCUCUCAGUACAGGAAAGAUGCGCAUCCAGAAGCUUACAGUAAGGUCAUGGAAACUGAUUGCAGCCAUUGGUGUCUCCCUGGCUUGCCUGAUACCUGGAAUCUUCUUCUUCAUGCUGCUCUCUUUUCUUAAUAUUUUCAACUUGUUUGUUCCACAGGGUAAGUCCUUUCUUUUUUCCUUCUCUUUCUUUUGCUUAGGGGGAUUUUUAAUUUGGUUCUGUAAGUGGGGCUAAUAAACCCAGCAAGGCAUUGGUGUUAUUAUGCUCCAAAAUUGUAAAGCUACACUAUUUUUGGCAUAAACUUGCCUUCAUUUGUUCCCAAAUAAUUAAUUAGCCUUCUCAAUUGUUGUCCAUUGCUUCAAA